AUGGCAGAACUUUUUAUGGAAUGUGAAGAAGAAGAGUUGGAACCCUGGCAGAAGAAAGUAAAAGAGGUUGAGGAUGAUGAUGAUGAUGAACCGAUCUUUGUUGGAGAAAUAUCAAGUUCAAAACCAGCAAUUUCAAAUAUUUUGAAUAGAGUAAACCCUAGCUCAUACUCAAGAGGAAUAAAGAAUGGCGCACUCAGUCGAGGUAUUACUGCUGCAUUCAAGCCUACAAGUCAACACUGCACGAACCCAAUAUCAAAUCCAGUGGCUGCCUCACCAGUAAAUUUUCAUCCUGAAUCUAGAUCUUCAGAUAAUUCUGUUAUUGUUCAGCGUUUGUCUAAACAUGGUUACGUAACAAACUCAUCAAGAGUUGCAUCUAAUAAUUCUACAGAGUUGCUGUUUGACUUGACCCAGGAUACAGGAUUAUCACAUUACCAAGGGGGACCGACACUUGCUAUAACAGGUGUGAAUGAAAGUUCGUUAUUACCAAAACGUCCUUGUUCUUCUGAAGUAAUCAGUGUUAAUCCAAAAAAGUCUAAACCCAGUGAAUGUGUUUCUGGAGCAGAUUCCUUAGCUGUAUUUCCUUCAGCUAAGUCUCUUUCAGUGACAUCUCCCCAGGCUAUGUCAUCACAAGGUACAAGUAACUCAACAACUCAAUCUAAAAAUGGAACACCUUUUCCAAGAGCUUGUCCAAAGUGCAAUAUUCAUUUCAAUCUUUUGGAUCCUUUGAAAAAUCACAUGAAGUACUGUUGUCCAGACAUGAUAAAUAACUUUUUGGGACUGCCUAAAACUGACUUUUCAAGUACAGCAGAUAAAGAUAACACUAUUGAUUCAGAGAAAGGAAAAUUGAUCAUGUUAGUUAAUGACUUUUAUUAUGGAAAACAUGAAGGAGAUGUCCAAGAUGAACAGAAGACUCACACAACCUUUAAAUGCUUCAGUUGUUUGAAAAUUCUUAAAAAUAAUAUUAGGUUUAUGAACCACAUGAAACACCAUUUGGAACUUGAGAAGCAGAGCAGUGAAAGCUGGGAAAACCACACCACCUGCCAGCACUGCUACCGUCAGUUUCCCACACCAUUUCAACUGCAAUGUCACAUUGAAAGUACACACACCCCCCAUGAAUUUUCUACCAUUUGCAAAAUCUGUGAAUUAUCAUUUGAAACAGAGCAUAUUCUUUUACAACAUAUGAAGGACAAUCAUAAACCCGGUGAAAUGCCAUAUAUUUGCCAGGUUUGCAAUUAUAGAUCGUCAUCAUUUUCUGAUGUAGAAACUCAUUUUAGAUCAUCCCAUGAAAACACUAAGAACUUGCUAUGCCCAUUUUGCCUCAAAGUUAUUAAAAUUGCCACACCCUAUAUGCAUCAUUAUAUGAAGCAUCAGAAAAAAGGAAUACAUCGUUGUACAAAAUGCAGACUGCAAUUUUUGACCUGCAAAGAGAAAAUGGAUCACAAGACUCAGCAUCAUCGAACAUUUAUAAAACCUAAAGAGCUAGAAGGGCUACCUCCUGGAACAAAAGUUACUAUUCGAGCUUCAGUUGGACCUCUUCAAUCAGGAUCUUCAACUGUACCUUCCAUUAGUACAAAUACUAUCCUUCAGGCCUCACCUCCAAGAACAAAAUGUGUAACUGCUAAAAAUUCCACAAAAUCUAACACAAGUAAACUUACUACAACUAAACCUAAUGCAAGUAAACCUACUACAAGUAAGCCUAAUGGAAGUAAAUCUAAAUUCAAAUCAAAAGUCUCUACUAUGCAAAAAAAACAAAGCACUUUGGCUAGUAGCAACAGAAAAAGUAAAGUCAAUACAGCAUUGAGGAACUUAAGGUAUCGUCUAGGAAUUCACCGGUGCAUUGAGUGUUGUUCCGAAAUAAAAGAUUUUUCAAAUCACUUUCCUACAUAUGUCCACUGUAGUUUUUGCAGAUACAACACUAGCUGUAGCAAAGCCUAUGUGAAUCAUAUGAUGAGCUUUCACAGUAACCGCCCAAGUAAAAGAUUUUGUAUUUUUAAGAAGCUUUCAGGAAAUCUCAGGGACAUUACUGUGGUGUGCCUUGAUUGUGAUUUCCUAGCUGAUUUUUCUGGCUUAGAUAAUAUGGCUGUACACUUGAGUAAGCAGGAAACUCAUACUUGCCAAGUUGUAGGAAAAGUUUCUGCUCGUAUCCCAACUUCUGAACAUCUUUCUAAAUUAAAAAAUGAAGCUCCCAUUAAGGAACAAAAACCUGUGUCUGAGAAAAUUGUAAGACCUAAUAUGGCUGAAGGAGAAACAGAAACAUCAAAUUCUGAAAGUAAACAUGACAAAGCUGCUUCAGAGGAAAAAAGUGGAUGUGAUGCAAAUGCAUGUGAAGGCUCAUCAGCAACAAAAAAUGAAGAAAGCAUAAUAGUUCCAGAUAAGGAAAACGGUACCUGUCUUGAAGACAAGGAAACUGGCUCAAAGAAUAUCUUCAGUUAUGUUUCAAAUACUGGUAAAGAUAAAGUGGAAAAGGAAAAACAAAUAGAACACAUAGAUCAGGAAACAGAGUUGAAGAUGUGCCAAAGUUCAGGAAACAUAAUUUUAUGUGAUCAGAUUAAAGAUGAAAGCUCCAAUGUAACUAGGUUUUCUUCAAAGAAUAUUAAGGAUUUGCGGUUAGCAUCUGGUGAUGUGAGCAUUGAUCAAUUUUUGAGAAAAAGAGAUGAACCUGAAUCUGUUAGUUCUGAUGUUAGUGAGCAAGGCAGUAUUCAUCUGGAACCUUUGACUCCGUCAGAGGUACUUGAGUAUGAAGCCACAGAAAUUCUUCAGAAAGGUAAUGGUGAUCCUUCAGCCAAGACUGAUGAAGUAGUGUCUGAUCAAAAAGAUGAUGUUCCUGGAGAAAAUAGCCCUAGCACAACAGAGACAACAGUAGACCUGGCAGAUGAAAAGGAAAGAAGUUGA
Pipistrellus nathusii (Nathusius's pipistrelle) is the source of this 2892-nucleotide messenger RNA. The record is from the annotation of a GenBank genome assembly. Lineage: Eukaryota; Metazoa; Chordata; Mammalia; Chiroptera; Vespertilionidae.